Molecule: messenger RNA, 1992 nt
Organism: Psilocybe cubensis
Lineage: Eukaryota; Fungi; Basidiomycota; Agaricomycetes; Agaricales; Agrocybaceae
Exons: 13
Coding region: 1-1992 (663 amino acids)
Biological process (GO): signal transduction; regulation of GTPase activity
Cellular component (GO): cytoplasm
Source: RefSeq, a predicted model, not a curated record
AUGGCGGAGGACGGUUAUACCUCUUCAGCAACGACCGCUUGGGAGGAUCAUUCUACUGACCUUCAUACCAAUGCAUAUGGACGCCCCUCUUUCCAAUCUCUUGAUUCAGUAGACGAGAACUCAUCCUCGGCUCAUGAGUUGUCCACAUCCCCGAAAACCCGCUCGAGCUCAGACUCUGCACCAAAGUCCUCCUCUUCACAGCCCUGGCGGGAUAGCACCUCCGCAGCCUUCAUCGACCGCCGCGACACGUUGUCUACCAUACAUACUGGCACGCCAAGCUUGGUUGAGCCGAGUUUUGACGAGAACGUGCUACGUGCCCUCUGCGAGCUAGACUGCGGUGUGCCUCUCCUUUUAGAUCGAAUAAAACAGGGUAUUGUGUCAUGUCGAGAAGCGGCCGUGUUCUUCAAGAAACGGGCUAUGGUGGAAGACGAGUAUGGGAAGACUCUACAGAAGCUUUCACGGUCAACGUCAGAGAUGUACGCGCUGAACGACGGAAAGGCUGGAUCUUUCGUGUCGGCAUGGCAGUCUUCAAUGCGUAUCCAUGAAGCGAUGGCAGAGAAUAGGAUACGGUUCGCCCAACGUCUGAACGAGAUGAGCGAAGAGUUGGGAACUCUGGUUAAGGAGGUGGAUAAGAAUAGAAAACAGACUAAAGAUCUUGCAACACGGUACGAACGUGCUCUGCAAGAAUCAGAAGGGAUCACCGAGAAAUGCAAGAAUCGCUUGGAUUUUACCUCAGAAGAGUUAGAACGGGUGCUCCUUCAAAAAGAGGGCGAGUCGAUCAAAGAUACCGGAAUGCAGAAUCGUCCAGGAGGAGCUGGGGCAGGUGGAAAGCGUGCUAUUGGCAAGGCUGUUGCUAAAGGAGGACUGCUUUUGAAAGGCAAAAACCCCGGAAAUAUUCAGCGACAGGAAGAUGAUAUCCGCGCCAGACUGUCCACUGCGUCAGACCAAUAUCGGAAGGCUGUUACAGAGACGCAGGCCAUGAGACAGGAGUAUUUCAAUUUUCAAUUGCCCCGGAUCCUACGAGCUUUAAAGGAGUGUGCAGAUGAAAUUGAUCUCGGCACGCAAUAUCACUUGACAAGAUACGCCUUUUUGUUCGAAAGCAUUGUCCUGAGCGAUGGUUCGACUCUUGUGCCACCUUCAGAAGAAGGCCUCGGCUUGAAAUCUACCAUAGAAACGAUUGAUAACCGUGGUGAUUUCAAGAAUUAUAUGCAGAACUAUGCAUUUGCCAGAGGCAGUGCGCCUCCGCGAGGUCCUCGACGAGAAGGACCAUCGGAUGAGGGUUUCUUACCUCCGCUACCCGCAUUCAAUGAGAAAACACAGGCUCGUCCUGUGACCCCCGCAACGAAUGGAUCAAAUGGUACACAAGACAAAGGACGACCGACGUUUGGUGUUGAUCUAGGCGAACAAAUGUUGCGCGACAAUGUGGAGGUUCCGCCUAUAAUGGUGAAAUGCUGCGAGGCUAUUGAGAAACACGGCAUUAAGUCGCAAGGUAUCUAUCGGGUGAGUGGGAUGACGAGCAAGGUGGCAAAUCUCAGGCAGAAACUGGAAAAGGAUUUAGAGGCGGUUGAUUUAGAUGCGCCAGAAUGGUCGGGCGAUAUAAAUAACGUGGCUAGUGUGCUGAAGAUGUGGUUGCGCGAGCUACCUGAUCCUCUGCUUACAAACAGUCUACAUCAAGGGUUCAUUGAAGCUGCCAAAAUUGAAAAUGAUAGACUACGGCACAUCCGGCUACAUGAACGCGUUAACGAGCUUCCUGAUCCCAAUUAUGCCACUCUCAAGUAUUUCCUGGGUCACCUGCAUCGGGUGAAUCAGCACGCGGCAGAUAACUCGAUGUCAAUGCAAAAUCUCGCGAUUGUUUUCGGGCCAACUCUGUUUGGUCAGCAUGCGUCAAUUAACGGCCAAGGAGGCGUUAUGGCCGACCAGACGUUCCAGAAUAUGGCAAUUGAAACGAUCCUUAAUCACUACACGGAUAUCUUUAUCGACGAAUCAGAGUGA